UCUCUCUCGAUUUCUGUCGAAAGCUGGAGAAAAUUGCUCUUCUGGCUCUGCAUCGCGGGAAAGCUCGCCGGGAACUUGCGAGCGUCGUUCGACGGCGAGAGUAGACUCCGUACGGUAAUCGCCGGUUCCCGGUGAUGGGUGUCCCAAGCACUGACGCCGUUCUAAUCGAGAAGCCAAAGAAGACUGGAGAGCCCUACGUCAUCACCGUGAAUUGCCCUGACAAGACCGGCCUUGGAUGCGAUAUCUGCAGAACUAUUCUCGAAUUUGGCCUUUACAUCACCAAAGGAGAUGUUUCGACUGAUGGAAUAUGGUGCUACAUUGUACUAUGGGUGCUUCCACAUGCCAGUUCACUCAUUGUAAAAUGGUCGAAUUUGAAAGACCGUCUGAUGUCCGUAUGCCCAUCAUGUCCAGUGCAAUUUUACUUUAUCCCGCAGCCGGCACAUUCUCCUUCAUCUCCAGUUUAUCUAUUGAAGUUUCUCUCUCUUGACCGCAAGGGACUGUUACAUGAUGUUACUCAAGUUCUCUCUGAGCUCGAGCUUACAAUUCAAAGGGUGAAAGUGACCACAACCCCAGAUGGGAGAGUCCUGGACCUCUUCUUCAUUACUGAUAACAAGGACCUUCUACACACGAAGAAACGGCAAGAUCAGACAUAUGAACAGUUGCAUGCAGUUUUAGGCGAAUCGUGUAUUAGCUGUGGACUCCAGUUGGCAGGACCCGAGUAUGGGGGCCAUCAGGCUAUUUCAACUCUUUCUCCUGCAGUCGCUGAAGAACUUUUUAAAUGGGAACUACUUAAGAAUGAGACUCCUUCACAAGCUCUUAGUCCAGACUUCGCAAUAUUGAAGAAGACCACUAUCGCUGCAGACAAUUCCCUGAGCCCAGCUCAUACGCUGCUCCAGAUCCACUCUGUCGAUCGCAAGGGACUGCUCUAUGACAUUAUGAGAACCUUGAAAGACUGCAAUAUUCAGAUAGCCUAUGGUCGAUUCUCGCCAAAUGUCAGUGGGCAUCGGGAUCUAGACCUUUUUAUUCAGCAAAAGGAUGGGAAAAAGAUUGUUGAUCCUGAAAAGCAGAGUGCACUUAUUUCUAGGUUGAAAUUGGAGAUGCUCCAUCCACUACGAGUUAUCAUUUCCAGCCGUGGGCCGGACACUGAGUUAAUAGUAGCUAAUCCUGUUGAGUUAUCUGGCAAGGGAAGACCACGAGUUUUCUAUGAUGUUACCCUGGCACUAAAAAUGUUGGGCAUCUGUAUUUUCUCGAUUGCUCAGACUGUAGAGUUGACAGUUCUCCUUGUCAGGCUGAAAUUGGAAGGCAUUUUGCAUCAGAUCGAGAAUGGGAAGUAUACAGAUUUCUCUUGGAAGCGAGUAGUGAAUUCCAGUUCACAAGCGCAGCGGCUAAAAAUCGGAUUGUGGAUAGAGCUAGGAGAACGUUGAUGGGCUGGUGAUAAUAUCACUGACCUCUGCAUCUGGACCCUAAGUCUUUCCGUUGGGGUAGUCGCCCCAAUUUGCCCUCUAGCAUGGAGUAUGUAUAACUUGUUUAUACAGUGUAUUAAUUUGUGGCACAGACUUGUAUUAUUGCU
Rhodamnia argentea is the source of this 1570-nucleotide messenger RNA. RefSeq names its product ACT domain-containing protein ACR9. The coding region runs from base 135 to 1424 and encodes 429 amino acids. NCBI's taxonomy places the organism in Eukaryota, Viridiplantae, Streptophyta, Magnoliopsida, Myrtales, Myrtaceae. The record is from RefSeq and is a predicted model, not a curated record. The transcript is spliced from 6 exons.